AUGACCCUGAAAUACCUGUCCCUCGCUCUUGCCGCCGUGGCUGCUGCAUCGCCUUUUGAAGGAUUCCAAAAAGACGACGAGGCUUCCUACAAGGCCUGCAAGCCUCAAGGCGCAACAACCGAGACACCUCCUUCAGUCGGACCCGACCUUAGCUCGCUCUACACCAAUGUCGUGGCCUCAGUAAAAGGCAUCUCAUUUGAGCCGCGUUCUAUAAACGAGCGCGCAGAGGGCUUCGCUUGCCACCCCAGCCUCGACUGCGUGAACCUCCAGACCCUCAACAUCCCAAUGUGCUACGAUAAAUUCACAACCAACUUUCAGUUUCCAGACGGCUCUUACGGCACCAUCGCAACAGGAGAUUACCACUCUGGCGGCACGGAUGUAAACCUGAUUAGCGGUAACUACACCAAGGACGGACAUAGCGCGAACAUCUACUCUGGCAACGAGGCAGAGAGACCAAACACAUCGACCAUGUCGAUUCCACCGCAGUUCACUGGCACGGGUGUUGGCGGUGCCAUUCCUGUGUCAGAACUGGGCUCGAUUGUUGUAUUCACUACUACGCUCCCUCCAGUUACCUAUACAGCACCAACAACAGUCGCUGAGUCUGUUGCUACGGCGACUGUGGGCGGACAGCAGAUUGAGACUACGAUUCCUGCUACAACCAUCACCCAAGCUACGACCAUUGCUGGAAGGACAGCCGUUGUGACGGAGACGAGGACAGAUGCUCAGCCUACAAAGACUGGAGCUGCAGGACAUGUCGGUGUUGAUGCUACCGCCUCAUUUGGAAUAUCUAUUCUCGGUGCUCUCAUGUACGCUUUGAUCUAG
Molecule: messenger RNA, 822 nt
Organism: Bipolaris victoriae FI3
Lineage: Eukaryota; Fungi; Ascomycota; Dothideomycetes; Pleosporales; Pleosporaceae
Exons: 1
Coding region: 1-822 (273 amino acids)
Source: RefSeq, a predicted model, not a curated record